Messenger RNA from Trichoderma atroviride IMI 206040, 1006 nucleotides. Lineage: Eukaryota; Fungi; Ascomycota; Sordariomycetes; Hypocreales; Hypocreaceae. The record is from RefSeq and is a predicted model, not a curated record.
AUGCAAAACAAUAUGGAUCAAAAUGCGCUAGAUUAUUUCUACGAAGAUGAAGAACCAGACUUUUAUCAGCGUCUCGGAGCCUUCAAAACGUCUAACCCGCCAAGUAAUCGAUUUCAGCGACGGUUUAUCCAUAUUUCGAAAGAAAAGUCAGAUUUCAAAAAGAGUGUGGAGCUGGUUCUUUGUGUUCACGGAUGGAAAACUCCAGAAAAGAAAGAACCCAUGACGCUUAUCAUCCUCAGUGUCCGUUUGUCGUGCCACAAGAGGAACAGCCGAUACCGGUCUGUGACAAUCACGCUCAGCUUCCGCGAAGAUAACGAGCCAGGUUCUUCCAAGGCUGCCUUGGAAGCAUCGCCAGAGGUUGCGGCCUAUGCUCCGUUCGUCGAAGAGAAGCGCUGGAAUAAGACCAUGUCAUCCAACCAGGAUGGGAACAGCUAUGGUGCUGGCUUAUCUGGGGGUCAAUUCGUGACGGCCAAUGUAAAUGCCAAUAGGCAAGCCAACAUCUCCUACACACGCCAGUACUUUGACAGAGGGACGGCCGACCGUUUAUAUGAUGAUCACAAAGACCGCCUCUACGGUGUGCAGUGGUACUGCGAGCAGAACCAACUCGCAAAGACUGGUGUCGAGCCACACUUCCAUUUGGCUAUCCUUGUUGACAGAAAGCACGAUGCCAAUAAUGAGCCUAUUCCUUUCAGUGCUAUCCUCGAUAUGAAGUUGGAAGCAGGUUUCGCUCACGAUUUUGGAUCAGGAAUUCGGCGCAUCUUCAGAUUGAAGAAGCCAGCAGACGCUCCGAUAUUCUUUGAUCCAUCUAAGCAGCCUCAAGUGUGCGGGCUUGAUGGAGUUGGGGAAAAUAUACUUCAAAAUAUUCAAGUCGACAAUCUUGGAGCGUUGGCAAAAAAACAAAAGCUUACUUCGCUGGUAGAAAUCCCAUUUCCUGGUCUUGAACCGCUGUUGCCCCCAUGUUGAGCUUCUAUAGAUGGAGGCUGGAUGGUUCAUUUUUUUUUUUUUU